Molecule: messenger RNA, 1545 nt
Organism: Lachnellula hyalina
Lineage: Eukaryota; Fungi; Ascomycota; Leotiomycetes; Helotiales; Lachnaceae
Exons: 2
Coding region: 1-1545 (514 amino acids)
Biological process (GO): protein phosphorylation
Molecular function (GO): ATP binding; protein kinase activity
Source: RefSeq, a predicted model, not a curated record
AUGGAAGGAGUGGCAUCAGCGCUCAGCCUUGCGGACCUUUGCAUAAGAUAUGGCAAUCUUCUCGUUCAAACUUGCAAAUCAUAUAAACAUGCAGACCAGGAAAUCAGAGAAUCUAUCCUGCUUAUAGAAACUUUGUGGUUGAAAAUCCAGAGACAGCUCGAAUUACUUCGUAAUAUCUGGGACACUCUGGACGACGACUAUCAGAUUCAUCAAAAUGGCGUCCUCCAAGUGUUGCAAGGGAAAGCCCAGGCUGCAAUUGCUUCGAUUGACCAGGUUGUCGGAGACUCGAAAGAGGGAAGCACGAUGAGAAGUAUGAUGUCGAAGAAGGGCGAAUAUAAGCGCCUGAAGUACGCAACCUGGGUAAAGAGCAGCCUGAAAUCUGUCAUGCUGGACCUGAAAGAAUGGGCAGAAGUUUUUGAUAUAUCCUGGUAUCUUAUCAUACGGCAAUCCAGCAGCAAACUUGACCAAGAGCUGCAGCCUGUGAGCAUUGCAGAGGAUGGACCUUUAUCUAUACUCAAAGACCUGAGAGAUACCAUUCAUGAGAAUCUUAGAGGACAAAUUGCUGCCGGGAACAGCAGUGUUUACCUCUCGGAGGACUUCUUCGAAGAGAAACGGGCACCAUUCAGCCACUCCGAAGCUGAGAUUGUAUAUGAAGCCGGUGGGGAUGCCAGAUUCCUGUUGGACCAAGAGAGCAGCAUAUCGAGCUUAUCCGAUUCCUGCAAGCUUGCUAGGAUUCUCCAGAAAGUUGAUCCCUUCACAUUUGGCAUUCUUUCAUGCCGAGGGGUGCUUGAGACGGAAGGAAGUUCGCGCCGCUUUGCGUUUUCGAUACCACCGAACCUCGAACAACCUGAAUUUCUCCGGUUUCUGCUCGUAUCCGGCAGCCAGUUUCAACCGUUGGAUGACAGACUUGAGAUCGCAAAGCAACUCGCCAAGUCAGUGAUGUUUGUUCAUUCAGCAGGCUUCGUACACAAAAAUAUCCGACCAGAGACGGUGCUCAUUCUCCGCUCGGUAUACUCCGAGUCCUCUUUUUCAUUCCUAGUAGGAUUCGAAAGCUUUCGGUAUGAGGAAGGCAGAACCGAGCUGCUUGGUGAUGACAUUUGGGAACGAAAUCUCUACCGUCAUCCCACACGACAGGGUGUUUUUCCAGAAAUGGCCUACACGAUGCAGCAUGACAUAUACUCUCUCGGAGUCUGUUUGCUAGAAAUUGGCAUCGGUGAAUCUUUGGUAGUAUUCGAGUCCGAAACAGGUGCUCCACAAGCAAGCCCCUUGAUCUCAGGUGUCGUGAACUUUACUAUCAAAGACAAUAAGAAGAGAGCAUUCGAGAUCAAGCGUGCCUUGGUGAAGAUGGCACGAGAUCAACUACCGCCGAAGAUGGGUCGCAAAUAUGCGGAAACAGUCGUCACCUGCUUAACCUGCCUAGACAAAGAUGACAACUCUUUCGGGGACGAGAAGGAAUUCCUCGAUGAGAAUAGUGUCGUCGUAGGGGUUCGUUUUAUCGAGAAGGUGAGUAUUUAUGCGAAGUCUUCAGUACAGAUGCUGGUCUGA